AUGGAUUUUGUAGCUAGCUCGCUAGCGCUACUUGCAUACGUACGUACGUACUAUCUUGCCUUCGCGGUUCUGCAUCACCAGCCGCGCCGUCUCCGCGCGCGUGUGCUGCAUGGUCCCUGCUCCGCUCAGUGCUCGCCUCGCCGUUGCUGCUCCCUCUCCCGGCGACUCGCGCGCGACCCUCGCCCGCGGACGCGCUCCACUCCGCCACAGCGCCAGGUUGCGCGGAGCCGCGACAACUCGCCUCCGGAACCUCCGCUUGAGCUACCCCCGUCCGCGCUGGCCCCGCCGCCUCGCUGCGCCUGCUACGGCUCCGCUUCGCCAGCCGACUCCGGAUCCAGCUACGCCGGCCGCCGUGGCCCUGGGCCGGCCUCCGCUCCUCGCCACCUCGGGUCGCGGCCCGGUGCCCCGCACCCGCAGCCGGCCCCCGCGCCCGUCGCCUGUGCCACCCGCGCCUGCCUUCGCCCGCGCCUCCCCAGCGCCCGGCCUCCCCAGGCCGGCUCCGGGUCGCCACCUCGCCCACGGCCGGCCCGCGGCUCUGCGUCGCUCACCGCCUCAUGGCUGCCGGCUUCCCAGCACUAUGCCGACUCCGCCUCUGCUCCGUGCGCCCGGCCAGGGCCGGCUCCUAUGCCGCCUGCCGGAUCCCGCCCCCGACGUCGCCCGCGUCUGGCCGCCUCCUCGCUCGGCCGGCCGGCUACCGCGCGCCCGUUGGCCGGGUCGCCGCUCCCAGCCGGCGUCCGCCUUCGCACCCGGCCGCCCCCGCGGGCCGGCUCCGCUUGCUCGCCGCCCCGCGCCUCCGGCUCCUCCCCGCAGGCGCCCCCGCGGCCGGCUCUUCACUCCACCCCCGCGCGUGCGUCGGCCGGCUACGUCCGUGCGGUCUCGGGCCGGCUGGAGACAAAGAAAGAAAAGUCAACAGUUGGCUGCUAG
Messenger RNA from Aegilops tauschii subsp. strangulata, 924 nucleotides. The record is from RefSeq and is a predicted model, not a curated record. Lineage: Eukaryota; Viridiplantae; Streptophyta; Magnoliopsida; Poales; Poaceae.